Messenger RNA from Scatophagus argus, 6519 nucleotides. RefSeq names its product rho guanine nucleotide exchange factor 9. The coding region runs from base 605 to 4417 and encodes 1270 amino acids. Lineage: Eukaryota; Metazoa; Chordata; Actinopteri; Scatophagidae. The transcript has 16 exons. The record is from RefSeq and is a predicted model, not a curated record. Gene Ontology annotation, molecular function: protein binding; guanyl-nucleotide exchange factor activity.
GUGUGUUGCUCUGUCUGCGUGAGAGCUUUAUCACAAAUCAGAGUGUCGGCGUCUGCUGGAGCUUACAGGGCAAGAGUUCACCGGUCUGUCGCUAACUCGGAGAGUUUCUCUCGGUUUGAUAAAAGCGGACGGAGUUUAGAGGCAAGAACCAAAACAAGGGAUCUUUAAAGGAGUCGCUGCCCGAAACAUGACUUCAGUGUUACUCGUGGAUAUGGUCUAAAUUAAGCCGUGAAAGUACUCUGGAUACGUUCAGCCGGUGUUUAAGGCGGUGUUUCCAUUGAUUUUUAGGACAGCAGCAACGAUGCCCUUUUAAACAAACGGACGUUUCCUGUGGAGAGAGCUGAUCAGAGCUAUGAUGAUGUCACAGCUGAAGCAGGCCUGAAAUAACCAGACGUGUGUUUCCAUGACAACACAGCCUCCUGGUUUAAAUGGUGGACAGGGGACUGUGUCUCAAAUAAUUGCUUUGGAUAAUGUGGACCACAUAUGGGGGGCGGUGGGUGUUUGUGACUCUUGACACAUGGUAUUUGAGAGAGAGAAAAAGAGAGAGAGGCCUGAGACAUGAUGUACAUUGGAGCUGAUAGCUGACACUGUAGAAUGAGAGAGAAUGGAACAGACAGACAACCCUGCCCCUGAGAGCAACAACCCUAAUGGGUUUGUCAACCGAGUGUUUAAUGUUUCUCUGGAUGUGGAGAAUGAGACCAGCAGUGUUUAUAUUCAGGAGACUGCACCAGGGCUUGCUGAGGGGCAGGGAGAGACCCAGGCUGUCUCUCCUCAGACCCCUGUCAAGGACAGACAGGAGGUCAAUCGGAGGCCCCGUGCCACAGGGGGAAUCUGGAAGAUCUUGAACCGAAAAAGAGCUGUCUCAGAGUUGGAGCGCAGGCCCCACUCCAUGAUCCUGCCCGGAGAGGCUUCCAUCCCUAAACUCUCAUUUGCUGACAAAGUUCGCUCCUUCAAGAAGCUCAAAUCUCCCUCUGUGUUUAGAGGGAAGACAGGGAAAUUGUCCUCUUCCAAGUUCAGCAGCUCCUUAGUCGAUGAGGAAUCUUUCUGCCGUGACAUUGGCACUCCUCAGCAGUCCAGUAGGGGCACACUUAAACACCGUGGCAAGAGACACUCAUAUGCUGGCUACACAGCAGAAUUUGACUGCUCCUUUGAAGACCUUGAUCUUACAGCUCCUAUAGAUGGUCACCAAAAUGCUGCAACAGGAGAGACUGUGACUCAGAAUGGUUGUAAACCACCAGAAAGAGUUUGCUAUACUAAAAGAAGCCACAGCAAUUCAACCAACUGUAACAAAACAGCUGCAGGCAGCGAAGAGCAUAGCAAUAAAGGCAACUCAAGCACGCACCAGGGUAGAGGAAGGAGGCACAAAGAUGUCUGGAGUUACCUGAGGAGGAUUUCCCUUUUGGGGAAGGCCAGUCCUGUCUACUCAGACAGGAGCUUUGACUCCGAGCUUCACUCUUUGGACAAGACCAUGGACUCAGACUACGGCUCUGUAGACUUUGAGAGUGUCAGAGACUUUCAGCCUCCACCCCCAAAACACUCUGACACCAAGGGACACUUUGGUGGUCUCUUCAAGUUUUUCAACAGUGUAGCAGAGACAGCCAGAAAAUGGCGGACAACAACACACUCUUUUUCUCCUCCAGAAGGAGAGAGGAGUCAGAUGAGCUCCCCUCGGGCCCAACAGCGCACAGUGGACAGUAUUCACAGUGUGUCCCUGACACUCCAUAGUGAUGGACUUCCAAAAUCCCUGCCUAUUCCGUCAUCACCAGUGACCGCUAAAUCCUCACACUCCAGUAGCUUUGACAGCGAGGCUGUCGCACCUGUGACAGGUGGACGAUCUCCUAAGGUUGUCCUGAAAGCCUUUAGGGAAUACCCAGGAUCUCCUGGUGUCAAUGGCCUGCAGAGUUCUCAUGGCACAGAUGAGCAUAUAGACAGAGAGACAAACCACAGGUCUGCAGCCAUAGUAGAGAAUCACAUCACCCAGUCAGGUCCAAACACAAAGACUAAAAUAGAAGCAGAGGUUGAAAUGGAUCCAUUAAACUCCCUCUGUCAAGAGCAAAAGGUAGAGGGGCAGACAGGAAAUGAGCAGGAUUCCAGGGAUGUUCCACCAGACUCUCACCAGAUACAGGAAGUUAAUGUCCAAUCACAACAAGGUGAUAAAGAGAGCACAACCAAUAGCAUACCAGCAUCCAAUUCCACAGAGGAAAUAUUUAAGCUGUGUGAGCAGAUUGCCAGCCAGACAAGCUGCAGUGUAAGACAGCCGUGCCUAGCCAUGCCCCACUCUAGCACAGAGAAGACCUCUGUACCUCACAAGCCCCUGCGGCUUCGUCCUCGCCCGGCCUCGGCUGUACUGGACCAGUGGAGGCCCAACCCCGACCGAGAACUCUACAGCCAUUAUAGUGAGGUUGGCUCACUGUGCAGACGGAGACGCAGACCUGCUCCCACCAUACAGUACUCUCCGGGGCAGAGACUCUCCAGACGCUCCAGGCCUUGCUCUGUCAUAGAGACCAGUGUUACUAGGGAGGCACAGUCCAUGGAGCUACACCACAGAGCCUUGUCUCGCCCCCUGGGUGUGUCACCGCUAGAGCCCCCACUCAGGGUGUCUCUCCAGCGGUGCCGCUCCCUGCCGCUCACCCCCAGCACUCUCACUGCCCUGGCUCUGCUCCUGCCUCAGUCAGACAUGGGUCAGUCGUCAUCGUCAGUGCGUCUGCGGUCUGGAGGCUCUGGUAGCUGCAGGAGGAGGAGGCUGUUAAGACCUGGCUCAGAACCACUGCAGGUCAACAUUUUGAUAAGUGGAGGUUCAAUCGUCAAUGCUGAGGCGGUAUGGGACCAUGUGACCAUGGCGGACCGGGAGUUGGCGUUUAAGGCCGGUGACGUCAUCAAGGUGUUGGAUGCCUCCAACAAGGACUGGUGGUGGGGCCAAAUUGAUGAGGAGGAAGGAUGGUUCCCUGCCAGCUUUGUACGGGUGGAACCCCACCCUCCUCAGCCCCAAACAAAACAGGUUUUCUAUAUCAACCCCAUAGCAACUCCACGGUUCCAAAACACCACGUCAAAGCUGUGGGUGAACCAGGAGGACGGGGGAGCAGAACCAGCCGAGGGAACCAGCGAGGUGCAGAACGGGCACCUGGACCCAACCAAUGACUGCCUCUGUUUGGGCUCGCCCCUCCAGAACCGAGACCAGAUGAGAGCUAAUGUCAUCAAUGAGAUCAUGAGCACAGAGAGACACUACAUCAAACACCUCAAGGAUAUCUGUGAGGGAUACCUGCGCCAGUGCAGAAAGCGCGUGGACAUGUUCAAUGACGACCAGCUGAAAGUCAUCUUUGGGAACAUUGAGGACAUCUACCGUUUUCAGAUGGGCUUUGUUAGAGACUUGGAGAAACAGUACAACACAGAGGAACCCCACCUCUCUGAAAUCGGACCAUGCUUUUUAGAACACCAAGAUGGUUUUUGGAUCUAUUCAGAAUACUGUAACAACCACUUGGAUGCCUGUAUGGAGCUGAGCAAACUGAUGAGGGAUGGUAGAUACCAGCACUUCUUUGAGGCCUGUCGCCUCCUCCAGCAAAUGAUUGACAUUGCCAUAGACGGUUUCUUGCUCACGCCUGUCCAGAAAAUCUGCAAAUAUCCGCUCCAGUUGGCUGAGCUUCUCAAAUACACGGCACAGGAGCACAGUGACUAUCGAUACGUGGCAGCAGCACUGGCAGUAAUGCGGAACGUCACUCAGCAGAUCAAUGAGAGGAAGAGGAGGCUGGAGAACAUUGACAAGAUCGCCCAGUGGCAAGCCUCUGUUCUGGACUGGGAGGGGGAUGAUAUUUUGGACAGGAGCUCGGAGCUCAUCUACACUGGGGAGUUGUCAUGGAUCUAUCAGCCGUAUGGACGUAGUCAGCAACGAGUGUUCUUCCUCUUUGAUCACCAGCUGGUCCUCUGUAAGAAGGAUCUGAUACGCCGGGACAUCCUGUAUUAUAAGGGCCGCAUCGACAUGGAUCGCUACGAGGUGCGGGACGCCAUAGACGGACGUGACGAUGACUUUAAUGUCAGUGUGAAGAACGCCUUCAAAUUGUGCAACAAAGACAGUGAGGAGAUCCACAUCUUCCUGGCCAAGAAGCCAGAGGAGAAGAUCCGCUGGCUCAGGGCCUUCCACGAGGAGAGGAAGAUGGUGCAGGAGGAUGAGAAAAUCGGUUUUGAGAUCUCUGAGUACCAGAAGCGACAGGCGGCCAUGACAGUGAGAAAGGUGACCAAACAGAAAGGUGUAAACAGGUGCACGCCCCCCUCAUACCCGCCCCCCCAGGACCCCCUCAGUGCAGGGCAGUAUGAGGUAACGGAGGACAUGGCACAAGGAGAGGUUUUUGAAUUCAGUCAAUCCAAAAGAGGCCAGGCUCCUUUCUGGCAGAAUUUUAGUAGAUUAGCUCCAUUUAAGAAAUAGAGACACACAGACUCUUCUGAAGGACCAGCUAUUUUUCUUAGAAGCACUAAACACUGGAUGAUCAUGUCCCAUGAUGAAGAAAAAUAUGAAAAAAUACACACAUACACGAGAGACUUUGAAGUUUAGGACCAAUGUUAAUAUAGAGUGUGACUGGAAGCGGCAAGAGGACUGAAGACUUGAGAAAUUGAGAAAAAAAAAUCAAACUUUACACUUCAUAUAUGUUAGUAACGUUCUUAGUUAUCAUGCUUCUCCAGCUGAGUCGACUGUCAUGAACUCUUUCCCUCGGAUUUACGUCAUCUGAAUGUCCUGGAGUUAUUGAGAUUGUUCUAUUAUUUCAUUUUGAAUUCAUCAUCUGGAACGCACCACGAGCCCAAACGAGAGCAUUCCUACUAGUAUGAUUGUGUCCAGCGGCUGAGAUCUUGCAGUGCUGCUAUGUGAGGUCGCCUGUUGCAUUCUUCUGAAUGUGAGGUUGAAUAAUGACAGGCCUCAGCUACUGGCUGUGGUCAUCAGAAGGACCAGCAAAGCUCCACUCUCGGCACCAAACCAGAGUCCAGUCUGCUGCUGAUCACAGACCAGUCAGGCCAUCUCUGCUCCGCUGAUGUCUACGUCUGGAUCUCCCCCUCACUCACAGUGCUCCAUUUUCCCUUUUCUAGCUGUUUGCAUAUAGUAGCCCUCUCUUCACCAAGUCUGAUGUUCACAGUGUUUCUCUCACUCUCUCUUAACAUCCCUCUUCUUGUCCUCUCUAUCUCUCUACCCACCUGCUCAGCCUCUGUGAGUCAGUGGCUCUCAGAGCAAGAGCUUCAUUCUCUUGGAAACCUGCCAUUGGCCGCGAUAUGAUGGAUCAGGGAACAAAUCCAUAGCCGGAACAUCAAUAGAAUAUUCCCAUCCUUUCACCAACCACUUUUGACAGGGUAUUCAUAACCAAUCAUGCCGAGGGGCUGUGGGUUGCAGUUGACAGAGGGCUUGCCACUCAGAUGAAACAGCUGGGAGCAGGAGAUAGGCAGGCUACAGUCCACCUGCCUUGUGUCAGCACCCCUCCCCACUGUCCCCAGAGACCACCCCUGUAGCACUGUGCUGGCAGCUCACUGGGUGUUUGGAAAGAGCACAGCCUACCUCCAGAAAUCCGCCGAGAGCUAAAAGUGAAGUUGAUGCAUUGGCCAAGGUCUAAAAUGAUAUCUCUUUUACAAGUCAGCUGUAAAACAAAAAAUUAAAUAAAUAAAAAAGAGGACUUCUUCAGUUCUUUAGUUAACUUAUUGAUUAUUGGGUAUUCACUAACAUUGUGAAAAGCACAGCCCAUAUUCAAUCUGAAGAACACUUUUUCUCUCAUUUGAGAGGGAGUGACCCAAGCAUAUGGUGCCACAGUGUGAAAAAUGAGAAAGAACCCUAACUAGCACAAGGGGUAAUGGUCCAAAAGAGGAGAAAUUCAAAAUGAACAGGACAACCAUAUUGGCUGGUUGCGAGUCAGUACUGAAAGAGAGCACACUGCAGAAGUGUGAGCCAGCACUAUAAGGAGACAAAGAGGUGAACAUAAUCUGUAGCAUGCAAAUGUCCUCUGACAGAUUCAUGUAUGUAAAAACUCCAGUUUCAAACUCUUGGCACUCCGUUGUUUUCCAAAUCUGAUCCAUGUUUUGGCAGUUAGCUCAGUACUGUUAAGUGGUUUACAGAGGACUGUGGCCUGAUCAGAUUAAUUUGAUUAGUUUCAACAAUGAAUUGAUGUGUUAGAGAAGAGAUGAUCUGCUGAGGAGGAACAACUGAUUUACGUGCAUCAUGAAAGUGUAUUCUUUUCUACAGUUAGAAUGUAAGUGACUCAUCUGUCCUUGGUUUGUGAUCAGAUUUUGACCCCAGAUGCAGAAAUACAUUUUGUGUUGAAUUAUUUCACCUGAUGGACAGUACAUAUACAGUAUGACAACUUGUGCAAUGUGAUAUAUCAUCAUAUAUCUUCACUAUUCACAACAACAUGAUAUGAAAGCGUUAUAUAUUGUUCUUUGUCAUUUGUUUGCCUUCUUAUAGGCCUUAUAACCUAUUGGAAAAAAAGACCUUAGAACUGCUUUGUAUGUUGUGUAAUUUAUGUUUUGUUUCAGUAAAGAAAGUUGAGAAACGGG